AUGGAAAAGAUACGAGGUCAAACCUGGGAUCCUUCUGGUUUGCUUAUCAGCACAUGGCUUAGUAUCUCGUAUCCAUGCGUGGCCCAUGGUGCAUACACUAGAGAGAAGUUUCUCGUAUGCUUACCUUUUAACAGAGGAGGUACUGGAAAGAAAAAUGGCACCACAAAGAAAUUUGAACGAAUCGCCGAAAGUGACUUCAGUUGGAGCAUGGGCCUCUCCCAUGACACCGAGCUCGGCUCGACAUGUUUCUGGCGGCUUGAGAUUGAGGUGCAUCGCAAGCUGAACGCCAUAGUACUCGUCGUUUCGAGGGCCAUUAGUUGUUACAGUGAUAACACAAAGCGAUUGAAACGCGUCCGAAAAGUGUACAGAUUGCCGGACUGCUAUGAUGUCAGCACUACAAUCACUACAACCUAUGACUGGGCGGUGGUGGUCGAAGCCUACAAGCGCGAACGAACUAUAGGUUUGAUUCGACGAUGUGCAUCAAACCCUUAG
Messenger RNA from Angiostrongylus costaricensis, 492 nucleotides. The record is from the annotation of a GenBank genome assembly. Lineage: Eukaryota; Metazoa; Nematoda; Chromadorea; Rhabditida; Metastrongylidae.